AUGAGUUCAAAAUCUGCAGCCGUUAUUCUUCAGCGGCAAUUCAAGGAGCUUACACACCCUAAGAAGGGCAUCCCCACCUUCCAAAUCGAACUUGAAGAUGACAACAUCUUCUUGUGGAACAUCGGGUUCAUGAUUCUCAACAAGGACUCCAUGUACAACGGCGGAUACUUCAAGGGCCAGAUGAGGUUCCCGGUCGAUUUCCCGUUCUCCCCUCCCACGUUCCGUUUCACCCCUAGCAUCUUCCACCCAAAUGUCUAUAGAGAUGGCCGGUUGUGCAUCUCCAUUUUGCACCAGGGCGGCGACCCGACCUCCGAUGAGCUCGAUAGUGAGACCUGGACGCCCGCACAGACCGUGGAGUCUGUGCUCAUCUCGAUUGUUUCGCUUUUGGAGGAUCCAAACGUGAACUCUCCCGCCAACAUGGAUGCCUCGCUCGAGUUGAGGAAAAACCCCGAGAUGUACAAGGAGCGUGUGUUGCAAGAGGUCCAGAGAUCGAAGAAAAACAUCCCCCCGGGAUUUGUCAUUCCAAACAGCGAGCACGCGUUUGGUGUUUCAGGUGCCAACAUGGAGGACGCCGAGCCCGUGGAUGAGGACUUCUGGUACGACUCCGAGGAAGAGAGCUUCGACGAGGAGAGCUUGAUGGACGACAUCAACGACGAGGAGGACGUGGAGGACGAAGAGGAUACCGACGUCGACAUGGUCAAGUAA
Molecule: messenger RNA, 705 nt
Organism: Australozyma saopauloensis
Lineage: Eukaryota; Fungi; Ascomycota; Pichiomycetes; Serinales; Metschnikowiaceae
Gene: CDC34
Product: SCF E2 ubiquitin-protein ligase catalytic subunit
Exons: 1
Coding region: 1-705 (234 amino acids)
Biological process (GO): protein polyubiquitination; ubiquitin-dependent protein catabolic process
Molecular function (GO): ubiquitin conjugating enzyme activity
Source: RefSeq, a predicted model, not a curated record